Molecule: messenger RNA, 951 nt
Organism: Perca fluviatilis (European perch)
Lineage: Eukaryota; Metazoa; Chordata; Actinopteri; Perciformes; Percidae
Gene: rangrf
Product: RAN guanine nucleotide release factor
Exons: 2
Coding region: 154-735 (193 amino acids)
Biological process (GO): heart contraction; protein import into nucleus; regulation of sodium ion transmembrane transporter activity
Cellular component (GO): nucleus
Molecular function (GO): guanyl-nucleotide exchange factor activity; sodium channel regulator activity; transmembrane transporter binding
Source: RefSeq, a predicted model, not a curated record
GAAGACCCCUGCUUUAGACUACACCACUGGGUGCAUGUCAUGUCUCGCCUGUAGAUGGCAGCAGUGCGCAUGACAUGCGUCUAACGGGCCUAAAAUGUAACGAGAAGAAGAAGAGAAACUUUUUACCGGAAGAGAGUUCUGGCUAGCUGAGAGAUGCAGGGUGCCGGAGGCUGCGCCGGUCAGUCUCAUCCUCUGUUCGGAGGAGCACUGUCAGCCUUCCUCCCUCACAGCGCCAAAGACACCAGCGAGCUGAGGGAGAUCCCGGACAACCAGGAGGUGUUUGCCCACGAACACACCGACCAGAGCCUGAUCGUGGAGCUGGUGGAGUACCAGGAUCAGGUGGCGGACCAAGACGCUGCCAGGUAUCACUUUGAAGACAUCGCAGGCAGCAACAAAGCUUUGGAGCCAGGUGCUUUCGAAGUGACCGGUGUCGCGCCUCUGUCCAAAUCCGAGCUGUCCCUGUCAGACUGCAGCUCUGCCUGGAUGCUGACUGGCACACAGCGUGUAUCCAAAUUCAACGAGGAAGCGAGGAAUACAGUGACCCUUCACCUGGGUCUGUUCCGUCUGCCACAGUUCUCCACAGAUGUCCUGAUAUCCUUCAACGACCCGCAGAGGAUCAGCCCCGAGAGCAGCAGUGCUGCCUCAGCGGAGACACACAGAGAGCCAUGGACGGUGCAGGACUUCCAGCGCUUGUUGCAGACUCUGACCCUGCACAACCCAGGCCUGUUUGGGUAGAACAACUGCUGCUUUCUCAGGCACGGGACCCUUUGUCUCAGGCACGUUUAAACAUAGUAGGACUGUCACUGCCAUGACACACAUACUCUGUUCUGCCUUUUGAUGUUGACUUUUUUUUCUACUUUGUUGUCUCUGACAUUUAAAGUUAAAUGAAAACCAAACAUUUCAUGAUAUGAUGAUAGUUGUGUCAUAAUAAAUGUGUGUGGAUGGAACAUC